AUGUCAGCUGAGGCGGGGCUUGACCCUAUCGUCAACCGCUACGUGCGGUACAAGGCUGGUACGAAGCAAGUCGUACAGUGGCUUGCAAGCACCGCGAGUCUCCACUGCGACAUCAAAGAAUACCUUCACUGCCUCAAGCUCGACUCGUCCCGGUCGAUGUGCGCCCCGACUCAAUCCCGAGUGCAGGUGAAGACGAGAGAACUCCUCGACCUUACCAACAUCAUUGUUACGGCCGAGCCACCAAUACAAAUCCCGAUUGAGAUUCUCGUGGUCCUAGAAGAUGUCAUCGCUCUUCGCCGAGCCAGCGCAGAUUGGUAUUCAACACAGCCAACUUCCAAGGCCGACAAUGACGGACACUCGUUUUUCGUCGAGAUACUGCAACAAAUACAGGCUCUGCUUGCUUCGGCCAAAGGUGCACCGAACGGGACAGAUGGACACGCUGCGUCCACCAGUCGCAAAAGAAAGAGUCAGAAGUUCAAGGACGACUUGUCCAAUCUGUUCGAAUGCUUGGAGCUAGAAGAACCAUCUGAGGCACCUUUGGGAAAUGUCUCUAGCACUCACACGCCUCGCAAGCAAUUCGAGUGCGGAGACUUCUCCGACGACGAGGAAGAUGAGGCCUUUGCUCUGUGGUGCUAUAUCGAAGAUGCCAACGACACUCGCAAGUUCGUCAGAAAAAUGUGGUUUGACUAUCGUGACGGAGAACUUAGCCUAGCAGUGGCAGGUAUGGUGACGGAAUGUGCUUUCGACCUGCUGCAACAUGCACAUAUUGGUUUCGUCGAAAAUUUCCCUUCGCUCAACGACUGGCCUUCACUCAUGGCUCAUCUCGGACUCCAAUGGAUCGCCAAUCAGAACGUGGCAUACGUUUAUCCCGCGAGCAGCGCAAUCACCAAAAAGCUGCCGCCUACGCAUUUUAACACUUCGGAUCUGCUCUGUUCCAGCGCGGCCCUACAACUCAUGGCCUAUGCGAAAGCUUCGGACAACUUUCGCCGGUCGAUUUUGACGAACCACGGUGAUAUCUUCAAAGCGUCCACUGGUGAUGUCACACUCGAUCGACCGAUCACUGCCUUCGAGAAGCCCCUCUUUGCCACGAUACGUGAGCUUAUCAGCCUUACAUCACCAGCGGCGACUGGUGGCCAAGCCGUGGGCUUCUGUCCUACAACAAUGACGCUCGGCCUCAUCGAAGCCUGCUGCAGCCUGCAAGGCUCACGCAGAACAGAGGUGCCACUCUGGCUGGUAUUUGGGACAGCCAUUUGCAUGGACAUCGCCGAAGUUGUAGAGACAAAUGUCGACUGUCCAGGAGACGCGGUCCUGGAUAGCGUAGCUUACGUGGAGCGCACUAUCGACCAUCGCUUCAAGUUCCACGAGAGACCAGAGAAGCUGCGGUUCGAGCCAAUGGAACCUGAAAACCGCAAACAGUGGCAAAAAGUUCUAGACUUGACCUCCAUUCUCAAGGCUGCCAUCACUAAGGGUCGCAAAUUGAGCGAUCCUGCACAGCGGUUGAGCAACCGUGGGAAAAUGGCCUGUCAUCUCGCAAAGUGCAAGUUCCCUCUUCUGGAUUCGCUACCACACUAUGCCGGAGAGAUGGAAUACAUACUCAAAAUUCACCUGCACGAUAUCUCCGUGUAUGCGGCAAACGAGUCAUGGACUAUACUUUGCCUGGCGCACAUCUACAGAGCUGCACGUUUCUAUGGCUUGAUAGAAGCCCACUGGCAGGAUCUUGAUAUGGUGAUUGCGCACCAGAGCUCGCGCAAACCUUUUAUCACCAAGACCAAUGCUCAUUCUGAUGCCUACACGAUGCUGCGUCAUUUCCUGAUAGACUUGGGUGUAGAGCGGUCUGUGCUGUCAAAGCCAGGACUUCCUGGCCCUCCUGACAACAAGACGGUGCAAGCCAAAAGCAAACAGCUCAGCCCUGGAGAAAGUGGAUACCGGGCGGCAGUCAUUGAGCGCUACAAGGCCGACGAGAAGAUCGGUGUCUACAGGACCGACUUUGUUGAAAUUUUCUUGACUAGUUUGACUGAAAAGUCUGACAACACCUCUCGGAGUACACACAAUUCUGCGAAGCAGAUACCGCAGAAAUUUGCACCUUCACAGCUGCUCUCGACCAUGAAGAGCGAAUUGGUGUCUGAUGAGCCCUGCCUCAACUUCGAUUACUCCUCAUUCACAUGCUUUUGCGCCGAUACAAUCAUCCAGAUGUUUCUGGCAGCUCUGUUUGCUGUGCCUACCCAACCGCCGAGUAGCUACAGAAGUUCUUACCAGCUGACUUACUUUCUGAUGAAGGAAGCUGCAGACGCUCAGACACAAUCGAAGCCGAUCCACACCACUGCAUUUGCAAGAGCAGCCAAAGUCCUUGAGCACAUCUUGAAGGAGGGAGACAAGGCCAAGAAAUUCUCCACGGCGGCUUUCAACAUGUCCAGCGGCCGCAUUCCAAAAGCAUCGUGGCCUCAAUUCCCUGCGCAACGCGAUGUCGACCCUGCUGUUGCUAAAUUGCAAGAAUGCUAUCCCGUGACGACCAUCGGCACGCUGCGCAAGACGAUCGAGAUGUACGACCCCAACGGAUCUGCCGAAGCGUUCGAAAGCAUGAUGAACACUUCUGCGAUGCAAGACUUGCUGCCAGAAGACCAGGGCUCUCAAGAUGUAGAGGGAUCGAUGACAGACAGCGAGCUCCGGGACUUGCUUUUUUCUCCAGAAAUACUAUCGCGGUUUUCGCACGUGUUCAUUGUGGGCGAGGACUAA
This is a messenger RNA of Zasmidium cellare ATCC 36951, 2733 nucleotides long. RefSeq lists its product as uncharacterized. NCBI's taxonomy places the organism in Eukaryota, Fungi, Ascomycota, Dothideomycetes, Mycosphaerellales, Mycosphaerellaceae. The transcript has 2 exons. The coding region runs from base 1 to 2733 and encodes 910 amino acids. The record is from RefSeq and is a predicted model, not a curated record.